UAACCAGCUCAAUUACUGAAGUAAUAGGUAUGGCCAGUCCAAAUACAACAACCAUGGGCGACUUGGCCCAAAUUGUACCUGACAAUAAUGAGGAGAAAGAAGCGUUUCUGUUAAUUUUGCAAUCAAUUCAGAAAAACUAUCCCUCAAAUUGGGAGUCAUGGCAAGUAACAAACCAUUCUAUUGAGAGUUUUGCUGGAUCGUCGAAAGGUUAUGGCAAAUUCAGGUUCGGCAUUCCAACCUCUGAAUUGUUUCGUGCAUUUUAUCCAGAUGACGUAGACCUUUCUGAAAAGUCUUAUAGGCAAAUUUCGUCGAUAAUUUUAUCAUGGCCUUUAGGAAUGGCAUUAUUAUAUUCUCCUCAUGCUAUCAUGGCACAAAUACACGCAUCUUCAUAUACUCCAUUUAUGAACACAAUUUCUUAUCUUAAAGCUCGUGGUAAAUUGACCAUAACGGGCAAGACAUCCAGCCAGCCUGCAGGCA
Messenger RNA from Rhagoletis pomonella (apple maggot), 477 nucleotides. RefSeq lists its product as uncharacterized. The record is from RefSeq and is a predicted model, not a curated record. The transcript is spliced from 2 exons. The annotation marks the transcript as partial. Lineage: Eukaryota; Metazoa; Arthropoda; Insecta; Diptera; Tephritidae.